AUGUUCGGCUACCACAUGACGACUGCUUCUGAUCGUGCUGUAAUUCUAACCACGAACGAACGUGAUGCUCUAGCUAUGUACGAAGCAACUGAUGGAGCUUUAGCGUUCGCACUUCCUAAUGGAGAACGUGUUAACCCUAAUAUUUUUCCAUACCUAGAGGAUUUCGAGCAAGUGUUUCUGUGGUUUCCUUCGCGCCAUUUGGACUAUGCCAAGGAAUGGGGUUAUGCUCUUAGUGGUGUUAGAUGUUACCUCAUAAGAAACGCUGAAAGGCCGAUUGAACUGGUGCGUAAUGGGAAACAUAAGGAUGUCAAACAUAUUCUCAGUAGAGAAGCGGUUCGUCUACGAGAGAAAGGGUUCCGUUCCAUGACUGAUAUUCGCGAAGAAGUGAAAGCAGACUUGAUCAACACGAGUACACGCCAGCUCGGUUUUGCACAAGCCUUUUCCAAGGGAAGUUUCCUUUCAAACCAUGGCUUUCUUGCACAUUAUCAAAGCUCUCGUGAUGUGUUGUCUUUGACUCGUUUGCACGAAACCGAUUACGGCUAA
This is a messenger RNA of Necator americanus (New World hookworm), 543 nucleotides long. RefSeq lists its product as uncharacterized. Lineage: Eukaryota; Metazoa; Nematoda; Chromadorea; Rhabditida; Ancylostomatidae. Gene Ontology annotation, biological process: mitochondrial DNA replication. Gene Ontology annotation, cellular component: mitochondrion. The record is from RefSeq and is a predicted model, not a curated record. The transcript has 5 exons. The coding region runs from base 1 to 543 and encodes 180 amino acids. Gene Ontology annotation, molecular function: 5'-3' DNA helicase activity; single-stranded DNA binding.